This is a messenger RNA of Astrephomene gubernaculifera, 1668 nucleotides long. Lineage: Eukaryota; Viridiplantae; Chlorophyta; Chlorophyceae; Chlamydomonadales; Astrephomenaceae. The record is from the annotation of a GenBank genome assembly.
ACCCAGUUGACUUUCCUCCGUUGCUCGCGCUUGUCGUCGUUGAUAUUGACCGUAGUUGCUACUAUUUUGGGUUUGUUUCCACACAAGCUGUUAGCGCAUUCGUCGUCUCAAUAGUACACUUCGCUGCCAUGCAUCACGUCGCAUUUAAGUCGACAGGUUCCGUCCGCCGGAUUGGGACCGCAAGGAAGGCGGGCGAUGGGCGCGCGCGCACGGUAGUGGUGGCCUGCAGCCUGUCGCAUGAGGACCGCAUGAGCAGACGCGACCUGCUUAGCGCAGCCAGCGCCGCCAGCCUGGUGGUCGGAGGCGGCUGCCUGCUGCUGGCCGCACCGCAACCUGCCGCCGCAGGGCCCCUGCCGCAGGCCGAGGUUCCCGUGGAGCAGCUGGGCCUGCUGCAGAAGCAGUCGCAGCUCAAGGAGUUCAGACUGAGGGCGGAGGCGGCGAUCAAGGAGGUGGUGGGUGCAGCUGACGCUCCCGCCUGCAUGCGGCUGGUGCUGCACGACGCAAUGACGUACGACGCGGCAACCAAGACCGGCGGCAUGGACGGAUCCAUCGUGCUGCCUGAGGAGCUGAGUCGGCCGGAGAACACGGAUCUGGAGCCGCUGGUGGCUCGCUUGGCGCAGGCCAAGUCCAAGAUCGACGCCGCGGGUGCGGAGGACGGCUCCGGAGCCAUCAGCUGGGCGGACCUGCUGGUGCUAGCAGCCAAGGUGACCACACAAGCCCAGUGGGCGGCCAUCAAGGUGUCCCGCGCCGCCCUGCCCAGCGGGGGGGACGUCAUCGCUGGUCCCGCCUUCGGAGCCCCCUGGCCCGUACGACUGGGGCGGGUGGAUGCGGCGGCACCCGGACCCGCGGGUCGCAUCCCACCCGCGGAUGCGCCGGUGUCGGAGAUCAAGUCCUACCUCUUCGCCCUGGGUGUGAAACCCGACCAGAAGCCCUCCUCCGCCGGCAACCCGCUGGCCGCCCUCUUCGCGCCCCGCCCGACCUUCUGGGAGCGACCCAGCCUGGUGCUGUGGACGGCGGCUGCGGCGGACCCGGCGGCGGAGGAGGCGCGGUUCGUGGCGGAGGAUGGAGCCGCGUUCGCGGGCGCCAAGACCAACUACGACAGGUCGAGGAGGACGGUGACCCGGACAGACUACGAGGUGGACUUCAUCGACUACUUCACGCAGCUCACCAGCCUGGGGGCGACCUUCAAGCCCAACGCGUACCUGCGGCCCGAGCGCAUCGCAGCGCUCAAGUUCUGAGCAACCUGGGGGGGUGGGUCAAGGACCAUACCGAACCAUAGGAGGAGGGGAGGGGGGGGAGGGGGAAGGUAUGUGUGUGUGCGUGCUGACAUGCAUGGGGGCGGGGCAGCAGACGACGGCAGCAGUCGCGACGACGUUUUAGAAAGGCUAGCCGUGAGGGGGGUGGGCGGCGUGUGUGUGCUUGUGUGUGUCCAGGAACCUGGCCGCGAGUCGGAACGUACUCUGAUUGCCGUACCGUGUAUGCACUGCUGAGAGGAAGACGUGUAAGCGUGAGAGGAUGGUAAGAAGCCGAAGCUGAAGCCGAGAGGGAAGAGGUUAACAGGAACCGAGCAGAAACCGGGAGAGGGGGUGGAAGAAGGAACAGAAACCGAGGGAGGAGGAGGUGCAUUCAUGGAGUUCGGGCGGUAGCAACCUGGAGAGGUGUGCAAAG